UAGCUCUGUCAGCAUCAGAGCAGCCUCCGACUGCGACCGGUUGCACGUCCAGCAUCCCUUGCCGCGUUCACGUUCCGUAUCUCGAUCUGUGACAGUUCAUCUGGCGGUUUCGUAAAAGUGUCGGAUCAGAUAAGGCCGACGUUUUACUUCAGAACUGGACUGUAUAUGAAGUUAGGGGCCAAGAUGUUGCCGUGACUUGGUAUCCGGACAUUCUUGGUUAAGAGAAGUGAAGUGCGUGGAGGAUUAAGCCGAAUUCCAAUGGCGACCUCUCUUACUGGAGUCGGUAUUCUGUGGGCUACUUUGUCCCUUGCGGCCGCAUUGUUAUGCUGUUCAGGAUUCUAUCUGCCGUUUUGGAUUCAGGGUCGUUUGCUCGGCAGAGUGGAUGCAUAUUUCAGCUCCUUUCGCCGGUGUAAUUACCCUCGUGUGAACCCUCAGGGUGUUGUUGAAAUUGUGGAGGAAUGCGGUCGAUACUCCAGAUUUUGGGAUAUCCCCAGUCCAUGGUGGCAAGCAAGUACCAUACUUGUUGGUACGGGGAGUGCACUCAGUUUACUGAUAGCUGUCACAGCAAGUGCUGCCUGCUGCAUAACAUAUGUCAUUCACUCAGGCAAUGCGAAAAUUGCAGGAUCUGCACAACUUUUAUCAGCUCUUCUGGUGGUAGGGGGAGCAGCGGUCUACCCUGUGGGAUGGGACAACAGAGAAAUGCGGGAGUCAUGCGGGAAUAGCAGUCAUAUAUAUAGACUAGGUGAAAGCCGGCUCGUUUCGGAUCUGAGUGUACAGCGUAGGCAUGUUACGGAUCAACGUGUAGCCCUCCGGUUGGCGAAUCAGGUCCCAAUGACGAACUCCAUAGAGUGCAUCGAAGAGUCGGCUGGGACCUCAAAGAAUCAACUGCCGUUGAAAACCAUCCACGCGGAUAUCGAGAACGUGCCGCUUUCACCCGUGAUCGGUGUUGCGAACAUUAGUGAUGCCGUGAAAAGUUUGCCCAAAUGUCUGAUGCAUACGGACGGAGCAGUCUUCGACUGAUUGCUACUUUCGGGACAGUCUAUACACUGAUAAACGUACCCACAUGAAAUGAAAUAAGGGAUAGGUUUACCUAGAGUUUGAAGAGAAUUAUGUUAACAUUCUAAAAAUCCGUUAUGUCAUAGCCGUCUUUUUUCAAUUGAUACUAUACAUCCUAUAUAUCGACCAAUUUGAAGGCGAAGGCUAUAUAAUGAGCGACACUUGGCAAACUAUACUUUUUCAUAUGAAUUUCGUUACUUAUUAUCACAGAAAAAAGAGUUUGGGUAAAACAAAUUCACUGAAACUGAAACCUUCAAAACAAGAAAUCGCUAAUAAAGGAUAGUACCUAUCUUUCCAAAAUGAAAUAUGGAGUAACCUCUUGUACAGUGCAUCCCAUUUUGGGUGAGACAGCCAGGUUUCUCGCUUGUUAUUUAAGAUAGAGCCUUGCUGUUUUC
Molecule: messenger RNA, 1451 nt
Organism: Harmonia axyridis
Lineage: Eukaryota; Metazoa; Arthropoda; Insecta; Coleoptera; Coccinellidae
Product: LHFPL tetraspan subfamily member 6 protein-like
Exons: 6
Coding region: 259-1020 (253 amino acids)
Cellular component (GO): membrane
Source: RefSeq, a predicted model, not a curated record